Messenger RNA from Sesamum indicum (sesame), 927 nucleotides. RefSeq names its product signal recognition particle 19 kDa protein, putative / SRP19. Gene Ontology annotation, biological process: SRP-dependent cotranslational protein targeting to membrane; SRP-dependent cotranslational protein targeting to membrane, signal sequence recognition. NCBI's taxonomy places the organism in Eukaryota, Viridiplantae, Streptophyta, Magnoliopsida, Lamiales, Pedaliaceae. Gene Ontology annotation, molecular function: 7S RNA binding. Gene Ontology annotation, cellular component: signal recognition particle, endoplasmic reticulum targeting. The record is from RefSeq and is a predicted model, not a curated record.
AUAAUUAAAACUCCGUCACAAUAAAAUUUUACUCGUAGAUUUUAGACGUGAGAUUGUGAGAACUGAGUCCCAAUCGCUUCUUCCAGAAACGACAACAAUCGCGUCGCGUCCUUCCCUGAAUCCGCCGCAGCGGCUGUGCGCCCUCCUUUCCCGUCGUUGUUGAUCGGUGCUUCCGUGUAAUUUUUCUACCCAGCUUCCUCGCAUUGGCGUCACCUGAUUAGGGAACAACUAUGGAUGUGGACAUGCAAAAUAUCAAGAAAUGGGUAAUAAUUUACCCAAUUUACAUAAAUUCAAAGAAAACCCUUGCUGAGGGUCGGAGAAUCAAUGCCAGCAAGGCAUGUGAAAACCCUACUUGCACUGAGAUUUAUGAUUGCUGCGCCCAUCUCAAACUCCCCUGCGCCAUCGAGAGCGAGAAGGCAUAUCCACGGGAUUUUAUGCAAAGAGGAAGGGUGAGGGUUUUGUUGAAACGGGAAGAUGGGAGUCUCUGCAAUCCAGCUAUCUCUUCAAGGAAACAAUUAAUGCUUCAUGUUGCAGAGUUGGUUCCCCGACAUCCUGGCCGAACUAAGAAGCAGGAACCUGCCUCGAGCUCAGCAGCGGGUGCAUCCAAAUCUGGGAAAGGUGGGAAGAAGAAGCGGUAGUUUCCAUCUCAUGGAAGUCCUGUUUCCUAUGUAUUAAUCAUCCAUCGACCUUCUUAUCCAUGCUUCUUCCAGAACCUUCUCUCGGAAAUUUUUGGUUAGACUUCAGAAGAACACUGAUAUCUUUUUCUUCAAACCGGCUCCCCGUUGUGAAGUUUUUGUUUGAGGUUUAGAUAAUGCCAAACAUUUGGUGAACUCUGGGAUCUUGAGCUGUUUACUGUGAAGAAUGAUAACUUACUUAUAUUUUGGUAGGAACCAAAGAAGGGUAGUAUCAACAAAGAAAAUUGAUCCA